AUGUCAGAGAGCAUACAAUUUCAAAUUGAAUAUCAGGAAUUCCAAUUGAAACCUGAAAAUGAACUUAGGUUUGAAGUUGAAAAGAAAAAUGAAACAGUUGUAUUAGAAUUGAAAACUGGGUUUGCAGAAAUUUUUGGUGCAGAAUUAGUAAAAAGUAAAUUGUAUACAUUUUAUUUUGGAGCAAAAAUUGGGGUGUUUACAUGGCAAGGGUGUUCAUUAAAAUUACGAGGAAAAAAAGGAAUUAGUUAUAUAUCCAAAGAGACCCCAAUGUUGUCUUAUUUAAAUUGCCAUGCGACAUUACAACAACUACGAGUAAAAGCAGAAAAAGAAAAGAUAAGAGGUCCUGUUACAAUGGUGGUCGGACCGACUGAUGUGGGAGCAGUCAUGGUAGAAAGGCCAGCUGAAGUAAAUGGAAAUUUCUCCCAAGCAGCUCCACUAGUCUAUCAUUAUGGACAUACAAAAAUGGGUAUUAAUUCAACUUUGUACAACACUUUAAUAUCUCGUAUGGCCGAAGUUAUUCACCAACGGAUGGAUGGAAAUCCUAGAAUUAACUGUUCUGGAUUAAUAAUUAAUACGUGCGGUCCGGUAAAAGGUAAAGGUUACCAGAAUUUGACUCACAUUGCACUCACUUUUGAAGUUGAUGUUAUUCUUGUACUUGAUCAAGAACGAUUAUAUAAUGAACUAGUGAGAGAUAUGCCAGUAUUUGUCAAAGUGGUUCUUUUACCAAAAAGUAGAGGAGUAGUUGAAAAGAGUAAUAAGUUUAAAUUGGAAGGUAGAGCAGCACGUAUUCGAGAAUUCUUUUAUGGUAGUCCUAGGAAUGUACUUCAUCCACACACCUGCGUAGUAAGGUUUUCCAACAUAAAAGUAUAUAGAAUUAUACCACCCAUUCCAAAUGUAUUGAUGCCAUUAGAUAUGCAAAAAACUGAUUUUGAGACAAAACUUGAACGUGUUACUCCAGGGCCAAAUAUGAUGUAUCACGUGUUAGCUCUGAGUUUCAGUACAACGGUAGGAGAAGACAUUGUUAAGAAUAGUGUUAUUGGUUUUGUCUGUGUAACAAAUGUUGACACCUCACAACAAAUGUUAACUCUAUUGUCCCCUCAACCAAAACCUCUGCCUGAAAAAAUUUACCUCAUGUCAGAUGUACAGUUCAAUGACAACAAUGCUUGA
Molecule: messenger RNA, 1167 nt
Organism: Macrosiphum euphorbiae (potato aphid)
Lineage: Eukaryota; Metazoa; Arthropoda; Insecta; Hemiptera; Aphididae
Source: the annotation of a GenBank genome assembly